AUGACUACUACUACUACUACUACUACUACUACUACUACUACUACCACUACUACUACUACUACUACUACUACUACUACUACUACUACUACUACUACUACUGCUGACAAUAAUAAUUAUGAUGAUGUAUUUGCAUUACUUAUAAUUUUGUCUUGUACUGUGUCUUUGCAGGUUGACUUGAUUGAUAUGCAGAGUCAACCAGAUGGGAAGUACCGUUUCAUUUUCAAUUACAAGGAUCACUUGACCAAGAUGAUAUGCAUUCGAGCCCUACAGACUAAGACUGCCGAGGAGGUAGCUUUUCACCUGGUUGACAUUUUCUGUGAUAAAGGAGCCCCUCAUAUUCUUCAAUCUGACAAUGGGAGAGAAUUUUCAAAUAAGGUAAUCAAGGAAGUUCUGGCUAUGUGGCCAGAAUGGAAGCUAGUUCAUGGGAAACCAAGAUAUUCUCAAUCACAGGGUUCCGUGGAACGAGCAAACAGAGAUGUUGAAGCAAUACUCGCUUACUGGAUGAAAGCUAACAACACUACACAAUGGUCAAAUGGACUGCGCUUUGUUCAGUGGCAGAAAAACACGCGCUUCCAUUCUGGAAUUGGCAGGACACCUUAUGAAGCCAUGUACGGAGAAAAGGCUCAUCUUGGUAUUUCUGCUGUCAACAUACCAGAAGAAAUAAUGGAAGCAUGGAGACAGAGGAGCAGCUUGCAGAAGCACUUGUUUUUUUUAGUUAAUGAAGAAGAUCAAAAUGUAGAACAGGGGAGAAGUGCUGAAAGUUGUGCCAUAAAUUGCAACUCGUGUGGUCAAAACAUUCCAUGUCAUCCUUCUGGUCAGUGUUGUUCAACUGUAAAUGACAAUGUUGAUGAUCCUGUGCUCAGCUGCCUAUGCAAUAGAAAUCGUAGCAUUCAGGCUGAACGAAGGGAAUCGAAAAUACAACAAGAGAAGCAAGCUAAAAAAUUGAAGGAUAAAUCAGUACAGCGUUUCAAGCCAGCCCUUGCAGGGGACACUGUCAUGGUUCCUAUUCCACUUGUUGACCGUGGACGAGAGGAGUUUGCGAAUGCAAAGGCAAUUAUAACUGAAACAAUGGAUGGCGGAACCUACAAACUAGGGACAAAACAUGGUUUACUUAAACAGGUGUACAGUCGGAAUCAGUUCACUUUAUGUGCUGAAAAAUUUAUGUCACUCGAAGAGGUAAUAAAGGAUCGCGAAAUCAGUCUGCGAGAGGUAGCUAUUGCAGACUCGAUGGGACAUGGCCAGGGGAUCAGUCAUCCGUCGUACGCUCCUCUUGGUGCUCCCCGAGAAGGUCGUUGA
Macrobrachium nipponense is the source of this 1296-nucleotide messenger RNA. RefSeq lists its product as uncharacterized. Gene Ontology annotation, molecular function: nucleic acid binding. The transcript is spliced from 2 exons. The record is from RefSeq and is a predicted model, not a curated record. Gene Ontology annotation, biological process: DNA integration. Lineage: Eukaryota; Metazoa; Arthropoda; Malacostraca; Decapoda; Palaemonidae. Bases 1 to 1296 code for a protein of 431 amino acids.